This is a messenger RNA of Quercus robur (English oak), 447 nucleotides long. RefSeq lists its product as uncharacterized. Gene Ontology annotation, molecular function: RNA-DNA hybrid ribonuclease activity; nucleic acid binding. Bases 1 to 447 code for a protein of 148 amino acids. The record is from RefSeq and is a predicted model, not a curated record. NCBI's taxonomy places the organism in Eukaryota, Viridiplantae, Streptophyta, Magnoliopsida, Fagales, Fagaceae. The transcript has a single exon.
AUGGAUGGAAAAUUGGUUGGGGUAAUCUCUACGCCAGGACCCCCAUGUUGGAAGGUGUACGUUGAUGGGGCAGCAAAUCAAAGAAGGUCUGGAGUAGGGCUAGUCCUGAUAUCUCCUGAGAGGACUACCAUAGAGAAGUCCCUGAGACUUGGGUUCCCAGCCACGAAUAACGAGGCCGAAUAUGAGGCCUUGUUACAAGGAAUGCCCAUGGUGCGGAAAAUGGGAGGAAAAGCAAUAGAGAUGUUCUUAGACUCAAGACUAGUAGUGGGCCAAGUAAAAGGAGAAUUGGAGGCCAGAGAUUCGAGGAUGCAAGAGUACUUAAGUCAGGUCAAACGCUUGCAGUCAGACUUUAACCUUUUCAGCUUGUCACACAUCUCCAAAAGUGGAAACACUCAUGUAGAUUCAUUGGCCACGCUUGCUACCUCCUCGGCAGGGGGUCUGCCUUGA